AUGACAGAUCUACAAGAGUUGUUCAAUAGAGCCAUAGAGCCACUACCAGCCAUUGAGGAUAGAAGUUUUUCAUCUUACUUCGACGAUUAUGGUGAUCGACAAGUUGUGCUUCUAGGCGACGGUAGUCACGGCACAUCUGAAUUCUACCGCGCGCGAGCCGAAAUCACGAAACGUUUCAUUGAGAAGCACGGAUUUACUAUGGUUGCGGUUGAAGCUGAUUGGCCCGACGCCGAAGCUAUUGACCGAUAUGUUCGCAUGCGACCGGGCCCAAAAGCACAAAUAGGCGGUACAGCAAAAGGAUUUGAGCCCUUCAAUCGUUUCCCAGCCUGGAUGUGGCGCAACCGCGAGAUGCAGGAACUGGUGGAGUGGAUGCGAAAUUGGAACAGUGAUCUACCACCUGAACGGCGCGUCGGCUUUUAUGGGCUAGACCUGUACAGCAUGGGAACGUCGAUCCGGGCAGUUAUCGAGUAUCUUGAUAGAGUGAAUCCAGAAACUGGCAAGGAGGCACGGAAACGCUAUGGAUGUCUGGACCCAUGGGUAGAAGACCCCACAUCAUAUGGACUGGCCGUACUCCAGGGAAUGGAAGAGUGCGAAGCCGAUGUUAUGCAGAUCUUGCGAAAUUUAUUUGAGAAUCGACUGGAAUAUGUGACUGAAGGCGUUCGUGACCAUGACGAAUACCACAGCGUCAAGCAAAACGCGUAUCUCGUACGUGAUGCAGAGAAAUAUUACAAGGCAAUGUAUUGGAGCUAUGCCAGCUCUUGGACCCUGAGAGAUACACACAUGUUCGAGUCUCUCAAUCGAUUGAUGCAGCAUCGCCCACCUCCAGCCCAUAAAGCGAUCGUGUGGGCUCACAACUCGCAUGUUGGUGAUGCUCGAUAUACCAGCAUGGGAAUGCGCCGUAGCGAACUCAACAUCGGCCAAUUAUGCCGAGAGAAAUUUGGACGGGAAAAUGUUGCCAUUCUUGGGUGUGGUACUCACACGGGUACCGUUGCCGCAGCCCAUGAAUGGGAUGAAGACAUGCAAAUCAUGGAUGUUCGUCCUUCGCGAGAUGACAGUUGGGAGGUAAUAGCGCAUAACUCAGGGAUUCCGAGGUUUCUUCUCGAUCUUCGAAGGGGCUACGUUGACACUGCCCUCUAUACUGCUCUAGCUAGAGAGCGCCGUCUUCAGCGCUUUAUCGGGGUGAUUUAUCGUCCUGAAACGGAGAGAGCAUCUCAUUAUUCCCAAGCAUUGCUUCAUCAGCAAUUUGACGGAUAUGUUUGGUUCGAUCGCACGGAGGCAGUUAUGCCUCUUGAGACCAUCCAACCAAAGACUGUCCUUGGAAAAGAAGAAACAUAUCCUUUUGGGCUUUGA
Penicillium angulare is the source of this 1350-nucleotide messenger RNA. Its product is annotated as putative erythromycin esterase. Lineage: Eukaryota; Fungi; Ascomycota; Eurotiomycetes; Eurotiales; Aspergillaceae. The record is from RefSeq and is a predicted model, not a curated record. The transcript has a single exon. The coding region runs from base 1 to 1350 and encodes 449 amino acids. Gene Ontology annotation, biological process: response to antibiotic.